This is a messenger RNA of Microthlaspi erraticum, 1224 nucleotides long. The record is from the annotation of a GenBank genome assembly. Lineage: Eukaryota; Viridiplantae; Streptophyta; Magnoliopsida; Brassicales; Brassicaceae.
AUGAGCAGAAUCAGUGGGUUGUCUGAUGAUUUGCUAAUCAAAAUAUUAUCUUAUCUUCCAACAAAAGUUGCUGUCUCUACAAGCAUCUUGUCGAAACAAUGGCAGUUUCUUUGGAUGUGGUCGCCUAAACUUGAGUAUGAUGAGUAUGAUUAUACAAGAUAUUUACAGCCUUCACUUCAGGAUUUUAUUGACAAGAAUCUGCCAUUACAUAGAACUCCGGUCAUAGAAAGCUUGCGGUUCAAGACAAUAUAUGCAUACAUCAUACCUGAAGAUAUCCAACGGUGGAUUGAAAUCGCAGUUUCUCGCCAUGUACGUGAGCUAGAUAUUUCUUAUCUUUCGGAGGAAGAAAACAUAUUUCCGAGCAACUUUUAUACCUGCAACUCGCUCGUGAUCUUGAAACUUGAAUUCGUGACUCUCACGGAUGUUCCUUCAAUGGUUUGUCGUCUCCCAUCUCUGAAAACUUUGCAACUUGAAAAGGUUGUAUACAAAGGUAAAGAAACUCUUCAAGGGCUUCUAUCUAUAUGUCCUGUUCUUGAAGAACUAUCAAUACAUUUUGAUGAUGAUCUCGAAGUUAUGGAAGAGAUCACUAUUAUCGUCCCGUCUUUGCAGAGAUUAUCACUCUCUAUAGAUGAUUUUUUGGGUUUAGAAAGGUAUGUGAUAGAUACUCCUUGUUUGAAGUAUUUCAAACUUGAGGAUCAUAAUAGUAAAGGACACUACUGUGAGAUUAAGAACAUGCCUAAGCUAAGAGAAGCAUAUGUAGAUGUUGUAUUCUUUGUUCUCAAGAGUGUUCUUGGAUCCAUCACAUCUGUCAAUCGUCUUACGAUAUGUGCACAGAUCCGAAAAGAAGGUGGAGAGGAUGAUGUUUAUGGUGGUGGUUUUGUUUUCAAGCAGCUUCAACAUCUGAAGUUAUGUUUGUGCAAAAUGGAUUCGUCGAAUCUCCUAGGAAAGUUUCUCAAAGGUUCUCCUAACUUACAAGUUUUAGACAUCUCUCACAUGAAAGAUCAUGGGACUGAUAAUAACUAUCGUUAUCCAGUGGUUUACUGGAAUCAGCCCAGUGAUGUUCCUAAAUGCUUGUUGUCGUGUCUACAAAUUUUCAAAUGGUCAAGAUACUUUAGGAGACCACAAGAUAUAGAUAUUGGGGUUUACAUCUUGAAGAACGCUCGUCUCUUGAGCACCACAACAAUCUUGGGUGAUACAAUUGAAUUUGGUGUUUCAAAAAGAUGA